AGGGUGGGGUAAAAGAAGUUUUUGAGUAUUUACUUUGGGGUCAUUAUUGUUUCACUAAACCCUAGAAAAGCCACACGAAUUCCAACCUUUGUAACCCAGAACCUUGAUGUUAUAAAUUCCCCACAUUUCCCAAUAACCCCAAAUCCUCAAAGUACCAACGUACCAACCGUUUUAGUAGUAUUUAUUAUUGGAAGAAGAAGAAGCCUAUAAUUUUUCUCUAAGGAAAAAAAUUGGCCUUUUGAUUGUGAUUCCUUGGAGGACACACAUAACAUUGUGGCUUUCAAAUUGGAAAAAGGGGGCUGAUUUUUGCAAUUUUUUUAUCUCUGGAAAAUUUUGGGUGGCUGCAAAUAAUUACAAAGGUGUUGGCUUUGGUGGAUUACAGGGUUGCAAAGGAAUUGAGUUUCUAGAAAUGUGAGGUUUAUGUUUCUGCUUAUCUUAGUUUUGACUUGUCAAGGUUAAGGUUGACACAAGGAGUUCUGGGUAUUUGGUUUUGGGGUUAAUAGUUUCUGGAAUGUCUGAGAAUAUUUGAUUUUUUUUCUCUUUUGUUAAUCAUUCAUCGAAGUUUCUUUUAGUUGACAAUAGAAAGAAAGAUAUUUGGGAAUAUUGAAUUCUUGUCACCUGGAAACUCAGAGAUAUAUAAGAUUAUAAUCUGCAUCCACAAUUGAGCAAGUUGUCUGUGUAUGGGUUUCUGGAAACAGGCACAUGCUUGUAAAUUUGUGGAAAUGUGAAAUUGCAACAAGUUUGUGUGAUCAGGAGAGAGUUGCUUCAACUUGAUUGUAUUGCAGGUUAUCAAGCUCAUAACGAUCCUUUACUGGUUGUUUGUGUGUUCUGGAGCCUGAUAAUAAGAAUUUCUGCUCUCAUUAGAUGCUCUGCUUCGGCGAUUUAGUUUAGGGGUUGUGAUUUUCGUUUUGUUUAAACCUAUCAUGGAUGAAGCUACGUGCAGCACGAAUGCGCUGCCUCCUUUUCUUACAAAGACAUAUGAAAUGGUGGAUGAUCCAUCCUCUGAUGCCAUCGUUUCCUGGAGUUCGAGUAAUAAAAGCUUCAUUGUGUGGAAUCCUCCAGAUUUUGCAAGGGAUUUGUUGCCUAGAUACUUCAAGCACAAUAACUUUUCCAGCUUCAUCAGACAGCUAAACACUUAUGGAUUCAGGAAAGUUGACCCUGAAAAAUGGGAAUUCGCUAAUGAAGAUAAUUUUGUUAGAGGUCAGCCACACCUUUUGAAGAAUAUCCAUAGACGUAAACCAGUUCAUAGUCAUUCUGCACAGAAUCUUCAUGGUCUGUCGUCUCCAUUAACUGAAUCUGAAAGACAAGGGUAUAAGGAAGAUAUUCAAAAGCUGAAGCAUGAGAAUGAGUCACUUCACUUGGACCUACAAAGACAUCAGCAGGAUCGCCAAGGACUUGAAUUGCAAAUGCAGGUUUUCACUGAACGUGUUCAACACGUGGAACAUCGUCAAAAGACCAUGCUCUCUGCUUUAGCUCGAAUGUUAGAUAAACCAGUAACAGAUUUGAGUUGCAUGCCACAACUUCAAGUGAAUGACAGAAAAAGAAGGUUGCCAGGAAACAGCUGCCUUUUUAACGAAACUGACCUGGAAGAUACUCGAGCGAUUUCAUCAAGGGCUUUGACUUGGGAAAACAUGAAUCCAUCCUCUCUUCUUACAAUCAACGCAGAACUGUUAGAUCAGUUGGACUCUUCUUUGACCUUUUGGGAGAAUGUGCUACAAGAUGUUGAUCAAGCUCGGAUACAGCAGAAUUGUUCAUUAGAGUUGGAUGAAUCUACAAGUUGUGCAGAUAGCCCUGCUAUAUCUUACACACAACUAAAUGUUGAUGUUGGGCCUAAGGCUUCUGAUAUUGACAUGAAUUCUGAGCCUAAUGCAAACACUAAUCCUGAGGUUGCGGCACCAGAAGACCAAGCAGCAGUGGCAGGUACAACUACCAAUGUCCCAACAGGGGUAAAUGAUGUAUUUUGGGAACAAUUCCUAACUGAGAAUCCUGGUUCAGUUGAUGCGUCUGAAGUACAGUCGGAAAGGAAAGAUAUUGGCAACAAAAAGAAUGAAAGUAAACCAGUAGACGGUGGAAAAUUUUGGUGGAACAUGAAGAGUGUAAAUAGCUUGGCAGAACAGUUGGGACAUCUUACUCCAGCAGAGAAAACUUAAUUUGGUAGGUUAUAUGAUAAAUGUUUUAUUCAUGGUGUUGGCCUUCUGGCUUGUUGUAUAUCUAGAGUAUAAGCUGCUUUAUCAGGGGUAGAUAAACGUGUUGAUAUAUAAGUUGUUUUUGUACUUGCUGUGCAUUGCAUAAUAUGAGGGAAAUAUGGAACUUCUGAAAAUUCUCUAGCACGACUUCCUUGUUUUAUGUUGCUUAUGUUCUUAUUAGCCUUGUUCAUUGUACUUCCUUUUGGAUAUAGUAAUUUCUCUUUGUAUUAUUUGUUGUAAA
Nicotiana attenuata is the source of this 2427-nucleotide messenger RNA. Its product is annotated as heat stress transcription factor A-4c-like. Gene Ontology annotation, molecular function: DNA-binding transcription factor activity; RNA polymerase II cis-regulatory region sequence-specific DNA binding. Gene Ontology annotation, cellular component: nucleus. The record is from RefSeq and is a predicted model, not a curated record. The coding region runs from base 924 to 2150 and encodes 408 amino acids. Gene Ontology annotation, biological process: regulation of transcription by RNA polymerase II. The transcript has 3 exons. Lineage: Eukaryota; Viridiplantae; Streptophyta; Magnoliopsida; Solanales; Solanaceae.